CAAAUCAUGUUUAAAAAUUUAAUCGUUUAAACGAUAUUAUAGUUAUAACUAUGAACAAUCGAUUAAUAAUCAUUUAUAAAUAAUAUAAUUAUAACCAAGAUUUACAAAUAAUGAUUGUAUUCAUAUUAGAAAUUAUAUUUCAUCAUAUUAAACGAGUUAUUCAAUCUAUUCUACUUGUUUUUUCUUAAUUAAACUAUGGAAAAUGUUUCGUUGAAAAGAUGAUAGAUUAACUGUAGAGUUUCAUAAAUCGAAUAUCUAUUGUUCGAAUUGUUUAUUAUGUUAGAAAUCGAUAUUUGUUGUCAACAAAAUCAAACUAAUUUGAAUUAUUUAGUCAAAACAAAUAAAGAUAUAAUAAUCGAAAUAAUUUAAUUAAACUAAAUCUAAUAAAUUGAAUAAAAAGAUAUAAAAAAAAAAGAAGAAAAGUGUUAUUUUUUUUGUUAAAGUUGUUGUUUAAAUGAUUUAUGUUCAAAUGAUGGAAGUAUAAUCGAUAAAUUAUGUAUGAUGUAUUGUUGUUCAUCGAAUAUGUGUCGAUUAAUAAUCGAACAACAUUUAAAAAAUGAUUUAUUUAAACGUCUUGAUAAAAAAAGAAGAUUUUUUUUCAAUGAAUUUAAUUAUUUGGAAACAAUUCAUGAUAUAAAUCGUCAAUAUGAUGAAAUUGUUUUAACAAAUAGUAUAAUUGAUGAAAGAAUUUUUUUAGAAAAUAAAUUUCAAUUAAAUGACUUAUGUAAUUCAUUAAAUGAAAAUCAAUAUUCAAAAUCGUCUCAAAAUCUAACAUCAUCAACAGCAAGUCAACAUAUUACAUCGAAUGAUUAUCAAACAAUUUCUUUUAAUCAAUAUUUAACAUUCAUAUCUCAAGCUAAUCAAUUAAUUAAAUUAUUAUAUUCAAUUGUUCAACAACAACAAACUUUUUUAGAUUAA
Molecule: messenger RNA, 918 nt
Organism: Rotaria sp. Silwood1
Lineage: Eukaryota; Metazoa; Rotifera; Eurotatoria; Philodinida; Philodinidae
Source: the annotation of a GenBank genome assembly